AAAAAUAUCCUCCUCUGCUGGUUACUGCAUAUGAAUGCUACAGUAUGAAUGAACCAGGCUAGAUCAGCUAUUCUUUAGACAUACACGGACUUUGUUUCUGUCCUGCACUUGAAUUAUUUGACUUAACACAUUUCCACCAAUGGACAUUGAUUUUACGUACAUUUUAAGGUUAAAAUGUCUUACAAGUCGUCGAGAUAUUCAGAGUGGCGAGGCGGCAGCUCACGUUCAGUUCAAGCGGAGAUUGACUUUACGUCUCCCGGUUUGGCGGUAAUGGAAGUUGAGCGUCUUCUGUUCUCGGGGAAAGCGAUUAACAGUGACGCAGAUGAAGUCUGGCCCAAACUUUACAUCGGAAACAUGAACAUUGCUGAAAAUCUGGAGAAACUGCGCAGAUGUCAGUUCACUCAUGUCCUAAAUUGUGCUCACAGCUCCAGACGUGGCAGUGAGAUCUAUAAAGGCAUGGGCAUCACGUACAUGGGCAUUGAAGCACAGGAUACAACCACAUUUGACAUGAGUGCCAACUUUAACACUGCAGCAGAGUUUAUACAUACAGCACUAAUAGGAAGAGGCAAAAUCCUGGUUCACUGUCAUGUUGGAGUGAGUCGAUCAGCAACUAUAGUUUUGGCAUAUCUAAUGCUGAAGCAUAACAUGACCCUGGUAGAAGCAAUCAACACGGUGAAAGAGGGAAGAGGCGUCAUUCCCAACCGAGGCUUCCUAAGACAACUCAUUAACCUUCACAUCAAGCUGCAUGGCUACACAAGCAAAUAAGAGUAGAAGUAAAGCCCUACACUAAAAAUGUAGUUGUUAUUCUGGUGAACUUUUAAGAUAAGAUUAUAGCUGUCAAUAAACAAAGCAAAGCUGUUUAUUUGAAACAUAAUUGGUUAAAUAUUUUGUAUGUAACCAAAAUAAAGUUGGAUAGAAAGAGCAAA
Paramisgurnus dabryanus is the source of this 926-nucleotide messenger RNA. Its product is annotated as dual specificity protein phosphatase 26-like. Gene Ontology annotation, cellular component: cytoplasm. Gene Ontology annotation, molecular function: MAP kinase phosphatase activity; protein tyrosine/serine/threonine phosphatase activity. Gene Ontology annotation, biological process: negative regulation of MAPK cascade; protein dephosphorylation. The record is from RefSeq and is a predicted model, not a curated record. Lineage: Eukaryota; Metazoa; Chordata; Actinopteri; Cypriniformes; Cobitidae.